AGGAACGCGAAAGGGGUUUAGUCCUGUAGUCCCCCGAAGCUGAACCACAACAAACCCGUUUGAAUUCGUGGAUUCUGAGCUUUAAAAUACGAGCCUUUGCGGGAGACUCUCCUCUGUUGUAAGGAAUGGAGGCGAGGAAGUGUUUCUACCUGAAGCGAAAGGCGCCUCAUGAUGGCCAGUGUGCAAUUAUUCCGUUUAAGAAGGAUAAGGUCUUGAUUGGUAGAUCAGUUGAAGCUACUCACAUCAUCCCACACCAGCUCAUAUCCCGCAAACAUGCACUAUUUAAGCGAGAGCAUGAUCAGUGGACUGUCGGCAAUCUUAGUCUUAAUGGAGUGUUUGUCAAUGGAAAUUCCAUACCAAAAACAGAACACCAGGUAAUCAACGUAGGUGACAUGAUACAGUUUGGUCCGCAAGAAACCUUUGUCUACCGCUUUGGGAUGAAGGAAAUACCCAAUAGAGCAGGGAGUUCCUCUUCUCAACAACCAGAUAUAAAGAGGAUCAAGUUAGAGGAUGACAGAAAAAGUGCCCGUGCAAAUGACUUGAACCAGGAACGUGUGGCACUGGAGGAGCAGCUGAAGCAGAGCGAUGCUGUCCAGCAAAGGCUACAGACAGAGCGGGAUGAGCUCCUAAUGUCACUGCAAAACCAAAAGGAAGAUCUGCAGCAAAAGUAUCAGCAGGAGAAGGAGGCUUUGGAGAAGCAGUUCUCUGCUGGUUCUGUGCAGCAACAGGUGAUGUUACAGGAGAAAGAGGCACUUGCACAACGUCUAAAGGAACAGGUCUCAGAACUUCAGAACCGAUUGGAGGAGGAACGGAAGACCUUGGAAGAGAGUGUCAGGAAGGAAGAGGAACAACGCAUGCGGAUACUACAAGAGAAGAAAGUGGUUCUUCAACAAUUAAAAGAAGAGAAUGCAAAUUUGGAAAGACAGAUGCAGGAGGAGCGAAGAAAACUUCAGGUCACAGAGGAAGACAAGGAGGAACUACAGCAACAAGUGGAGGCUAAGGAGAAAGAGAUAAGAGUAAGAGAGGAGGAAAAGCGGAAAGCUGAAUGGGAACGUCAAAAGAUUCAGGAAGAGCUUACACUAGAGCAGUUGCGUUUGCUCAAAGAACUUGAUCGUGUCAAAAAUGCUUUGACAGAGAAAGAGAAAAAUAAUUCUGCCUUAAGUUCAGAGCUCAAGAAAAAGGAAGAAGAAUUAAAUGAGAGACUGGAAGUGGUUCUUCAUCAAUUAAAAGAAGAGAAUGCAAAAUUGGAAAGACAGAUGCAGGAGGAGCGAAGAGAACUUCAGGAACGUUUGCAGCACACAGAGGAAGACAAGGAGGAACUACAACAACAAGUGGAGGCUAAGGAGAAAGAGAUAAGAGUAAGAGAGGAGGAACAGCGGAAGGCUGAAUGGGAACGUCAAAAGAUUCAGGAAGAGCUUACACUAGAGCAGUUACGUUUGCUCAAAGAACUUGAUCGUGUCAAAGAUGCUUUGACAGAGAAAGAGAAAAAUAAUUCUGCCCUAAAUUCAGAGCUCAAGAAGAAGGAAGAAGAAUUAAAUGAGAGACUGGCCAAGGUAGCUGCAGAAGUUGAGGAGAAUUCCUCUGCCGCACGCCAGGAGGUCUUGAAACAGCUAGAGCAAGUUCAGGAAGAGAAGAGGCUCAUGGAAGAACAGCUGAUGUUAGCUCAAGCACAGGAUCAGGCACAGAUGAAUGACCUGCAAGAAGCCCUGCAGACCUUAGAAGCACAGAAGAUGUCUCUGGAACAGGAGCUCAAGAGCACAGAAGUUGCCACAGCAUGUGCCAGAAAGGAAGUUGUUGAGUCUGUUUCUGAUGUUCUUGAGAAUGAGUUCCAGUGCCCCAUUUGCAAUGAACUCUUCAUGACGGCUGUGAUGCUGAACUGCAGUCACACUUUUUGCCGGUACUGCAUUGACCAGUGGAAGAAAAAUAAAAAAGAAUGUCCCAACUGCAGACAAGCCAUCACCUCAGAGACUCGGUCUUUAGUGGUCGAUAACUUUAUAGAGAGGAUUGUACCUACCUUAUCAGACGAACUGAAGAAGAGAAGAACAGAGCUUGUUGAGGAAAGAAAUGCAGAAAUGGCAGCAGCGGCAGCAGCUGCAGCUGCGGCUGCAGCAGAAGCAGAAACAUCACGAGGAAGACGAACAGGAAGAGGAAGAGCACCACGGGGUGGGAGAGGAAGACAACGGCAGGGAGCACCACCAGUCCCAGCUUCCCUUCAACCCACAAGGCCCCCUGCCUAUCCUUUAGUUGCAGUGCACCAAGGUGGCAUGCCCUCUUCAAACUUCCUUACCAUUCUAAGGGGAAGAGGUUCUUCUGACCAUGCUGAUGAAGCUGCUGGAGAUGUGUCUUCUUCAAACUUCCUCACCAUCCUAAGGGGGGGAGGUUCUUCUGGCAGUGCAAAUGUUAGGCCAUUAGUCAUCCACUUACCUGGGGCAUCCACGCAAGAGGCCAUGCGUGAGAGACAGACUCGGCCUCAUCUGGUGGUGAGGGCUCAGCCUGGACCAGAACGCAACUCCUUCAACCUGGCCGAAAGGGGCCCUACUCCCCGACGUCCCCUACCAGGUCGGCGAGGGCAUUGGGCAACCGGCUGUCCUGAAGGAGCUUAUUUUUAAGGAAGAAGCUCAUGGCCCGUGGAGGGGUGGAAAGUUCAAGUAAAAAUAACAAUGAGAAAUGAAAACAUGAAAUACAAGAAUACCUGAUUAGUGUAAAAAAUUAAAUAAGCGUUAUAUUAUUUUGAUAUGUAUAAUGUACCCCCUCUAUUUAGCUGUUAAUCUAUCUCCUUCUCCUCUCCCUCCUCUCCUUCUUCUCUCGCCCUGCUGCUGCUGCUGCUCCUCCUCCUCCUCCUCCUCCUCCUCCUCCUCCUCCUCCUCCUCCUCCUCCUCC
Molecule: messenger RNA, 2880 nt
Organism: Penaeus chinensis
Lineage: Eukaryota; Metazoa; Arthropoda; Malacostraca; Decapoda; Penaeidae
Product: E3 ubiquitin-protein ligase rnf8-like
Exons: 16
Coding region: 126-2609 (827 amino acids)
Biological process (GO): protein monoubiquitination; DNA damage tolerance
Molecular function (GO): protein binding; single-stranded DNA binding; zinc ion binding
Source: RefSeq, a predicted model, not a curated record